Messenger RNA from Chelonus insularis, 5476 nucleotides. It is a transcript of the gene RhoGAP102A, whose product is annotated as Rho GTPase activating protein at 102A. The record is from RefSeq and is a predicted model, not a curated record. The transcript has 11 exons. The coding region runs from base 785 to 4960 and encodes 1391 amino acids. Gene Ontology annotation, biological process: signal transduction. Lineage: Eukaryota; Metazoa; Arthropoda; Insecta; Hymenoptera; Braconidae.
GCAGCUUCCACCUUGCCGGCUCGCGAGAAAAAGACGCGAUAAAUUUUUAUUGACUUUUCUAUAGUGACUAUUCUUUUAUUGAAAUAUUUCUAUUUAUAUUCGAACUCAAAUCAUCAUCAUUCUUUUGUGAGAAAGUGAAAAUUCCAAACCAAAUUACCAAAGUAGUGUAAAUUAUAUUUUUGGAUCAUAAAUAUUUAUUGCAGUGAAUUUUGGGCAACGAUGAACUGAUAAUCUUGAAAAAAAGAAAACGUUGUAAGAAUAUUUCAAUGAUUACAGAUUGACGUCAGCUGAAAUUUAUAAUUGCUUCAUACCAAUUAAUCAGUCUAAUUAAAAUACUUGAAGAAAAAAAUCUCUCUCCAAUCUUUGGUACAGUUACUUUAGUUACAGGAAUCGCGUGGAUAAUCAGAUCGAUGCCUGAUACAAAAAUAGAUAUUUGAAGAAUCACUGUUUAAGUCUUUCCUCCUCCAACUUUUCAGACUGAUCUCAACGCAUAAAAAUAAAAAAUAAAGUAUUGCCUCCAGCAAGUAGCUCAGAACCAACUGUCGACUCAUGUCGUAGUGAUCACGUUGGAUAAUCUGGGCUUGUUCACAGUAUUUUAAGUAAACUUUGGUGCUACAUCGAGUGUCACGUAGUAAGUUGUCACGUGGGAUUAGUAUCAACAGAUGCAUGAGUGAAACACGUGAUUGUUCAAAUAUUUGGCACGUUGAUAGUAGCGUUUGCCGGUUCAUGGUAUUGUUUAUUAUUACGUGGUUGCGGCAGAAGAACCGCGAAAGUGGUGCGCGUGAUGAAAAAGGACAGGGACGCCGCUAUGGCGGAACGUUCUAGUGGUGCAAAACGUAGAUCACGGCGUGAUAGCAGUGACACUAGCUCACGUCGUGAAACACCGGCUUCAUCUCGAGAACGUCGAAAGCGUUCAAAUAAACCCAUCAAGGAACGAUGGCUUCUCACUCGGAAGACAUGGAGAUACAUGACAGAUGCUGGACGUCGUCUAAUUCCAGAUGGUGCUUGUAAUCGUUUAGAGGAUAUUCCAAAGAUCGAACAAUAUUUUCAAGAAGUUUGUCAGAAAGAGCCAAAAUUUCUCUUAUGGAGAAAAGCAUCGUACCCUGGUACUUUAGGUUUUAGAACUCACAGGCAUAGAAGGAUCAUCAAAGGAGGUAGUUGUAAAAUAAAAGCAAGCUCUGCAGAUGAAGCAGAUGAGUCCAAAAGUUCCAGUUAUUUGUUUUAUCCAACAGCAUCUGGAGGUCGUUUUGAUAUUUGUAAAGCCAAAAGAGAUUGGUUUCUAUCAUCUGGAAGUACACCAACAACACCUGUAGCACGAAAAAAAACUACUCAAGAAGAUUUUGAAACUAAAAUCCUAGCUGAUAUGUUGCAGAAAUAUUUGAAUAUGCAAUCAGAAACUGUCACAACGUCGGAAAAUGCUAAAGUAAAAAAUACAUCUGAUCAAACAGCUUCAAAACUUCCAUUUGAUUAUGAAAAUUUAGUAAAAAAAUUACAACAGCAUCUAGAAUUAAUCAUGAUCGAAGACAAGCCGGAAGCAUCAAGAAAUGUUGCGAAAGAUCCGAAUAAAUUGGGAGAAAACUCUGCAUCAAGUAUGCUUCCUUAUCGUGGAGAUUACGUUCAUAAAUCACUUGUGGAAACUUUAAGUCGUCACUAUGCUAAAUCAUCGAAUCGAGAACAUGCGAUAUCUUCAAUUCUAACUGAUAGGAAACUUUUAGAAAAGCUGUAUUUUGACUUGAGAUGUACUAGAGGAUUCAGAGGAACCAGGACAACUGGUGCUUAUACAUCACCACCUCAUUCAUGGAAUCUUCGUAGUCAUUAUAAUCAAAAAGAAAUUGAUCAUGAUUGGUUACCUUCAAAACGUGAUAUUGUUUCUCCACCACCAUUAAUAGCAGUUCAAAAACCGAGCACUGAUAGAAGUUUUGCUGAUGUUAUUGUCCAAACAGACCCGUUGACGAAACAAAUAUUAGACUUAUUUUCAACAGAAAAAGAAAAAGAAGAAAGUGGUUCUAAAGACAGCGGAAAAAGUUCAAGACGGCGAAGUAGUGUUGAAAUUGAUGAUGUAUCACCAUCUGUCAGUGAUACUAUUAAGAGAUAUUUGAGAAUGGCUCGGAAGAAGUCUGUUGACAUUGAUAAAACUGAUAGAUUCAAGAGAGUCAAUUAUGAUCGAAAUUUGAGAUACAUUAAAGCUAAAGGAGAAAUCGAUGUACCUGGAGAAACUUGUGAUAAUAAUAAAGCUUCUCAAACUGAUGAUAAUUGGAUCCAUAGUUUAAGGGAAUCUGCUUUAAUUUCUAAUGAAGGAUUCGAUAAUUUAUCGGAUGCUGAUACAACCUCUCCUAUAAGUAGAAACGCCAGCUCAAGAAGUAGUAUUGAUGCAGGUCUUGGUUAUGAAGAACCUCCUAGUACUCCAAAACAUCAUCAAUCCUUUCUUUCCCAACUUCUUCAUGGUACUAAUCCCCAUAAGGAUAAACCUCAUUCUGCUCCUGCAUCACCUGCACUUAACUCUUCAAAUUCCGCAGGUGGAACAGCAAUGCAGAAGAGCAAGUCUUCAAGCAGUGUUGUCCAUCAUGGUAGUCGAUUGGUUGCUAAAAAAAUCUGGAGGUCCAGGAGUAAAAGUACAUCUAGAGUUAAUCAGCCUUCGGUAUGGACACCCCAGGGAAAAUGCACGUGGGCUGGAACAGGUGGACGUCGUGUCACUCUCCAAGAUAUUCCUCUACGAGUGUUAUCUGAAGUUGAGCAAAAAGUACUUUGCAAGGUUGCUGUAGCCAAACUUCAAGCUCUCAAUCUUGGCGUUCAUAUAAGACCACCAAGUGAAACAUUAGGCUCAAGCUCAGUAUCUAAUAAACCUAAAAGAAGAGCGUAUCUACUCAAAAGGAAAGCAUUGACAACAGGAUUUUUUGAGAAUAAGACGAAAGAAGAUAAAUAUAAGGAUUCCUUGGGAGGCCUUGUUUUUGGGAUUCCAAUAUCACAAUGCCUAGAGAAUGACAGAUUAGCCAGAAUAGCCGCUGGAGAUGUAGCUGACAUAGGCAGUUUAUCUAGAAGCAGUAGACAUGGCAGUAGAACUAGCUUUUCUAGUCUUAUUGAAACGCCUACCGCAGCUGUUUCCAAAAUAGAUGAUAAUGGAUCGUGUGAAUCUCUGUCAUCGAAGGGUGGUAUUCUAUCAAAUACUGACCCGGGUGGGUCAGAGUUGAGUGACAGUGGUGAUGGAAGACCUCCAAACGAGUGGGAUGCUGUACCUGUGAUUGUCCGACAAUGUAUAAAACACCUAGAACUCAAGGGCUUGAGAACAUUAGGAAUUUUUCGAGUUUCACCUUCAAAAAAAAGAGUUAGACAAUUGAGAGAAAACUUUGAUUGUGGACGAGAAAGAAAAAUCGAACCCGACCAAUGUCCUCAUGAUGUAGCAACACUUCUUAAGGAAUAUUUUCGAGAUCUUCCAGACCCUCUUCUCUGCCGAGAUUUAUAUCAAGCUUUUGUACAUACUCAGAAAAUACGUAACAGAAGAUUACAACAAGAAGCACUUCAACAUCUUAUUCAAUUGCUUCCGACUCCAAACCGAGAAACUCUUUGGGCUUUGUUGAACUUCUUAUCUGAAGUUGCUGCUAAUAGUGAUGAUGUAAGAACUGAAACUGGUGAAUGGCUUCCUGGCAAUAAAAUGGAUGCGACUAAUUUAGCCACGGUAUUCGCUCCAAAUAUUCUUCACUGUGUCAAGCCAGGACAAACAAGAUCUGAAGUAUCAGCAGACAGAGCAGAGGAAAGAAUUGACGUGAUAAAUGUAGUCCGUGCAUUAUUAGAAAACUCAUCAAGUUUAUUCAUGAUCCCAGCUGCACUUCUUGAUGAACUUUAUCUCCACAUGAUGGAUACUCAUCCAGUAGAACUUGACCUUGCUCUUUCUCGACGAGCUGAAGAGCAAUGUGUAGACGAGGCUGAUCCAUUCAGUGAACCAGAAAUAUUUUCCGAAGAAUCUAAUGUUUCAUCGAUUCCUCAAACAACAAAAAAAAUAUGGUCACGUGAGGAAUGUUUACAUCAGAUGGCAGGUAUAGGUGGUGAUAUAGGGCCAAAGCCAAGAAGACCAAAAAGGCCGGGAUCUAGACGAAAAGAGGAUGGAAGAAGUAAUAGUGUAGAUAGUGGAUCAAGUGAAGAUCCAACUGACUCACGGAGGAGAUCAUCUCCAAUGGUUAUCACAGCUAGUCUCACAAUCCCUAUGUCUGGAGCAUUCACGCUAAAUCUCGAUGAUCCAGAUAUUCCUUACAUUGAAGAACAGCCUAAACAGCCAGCUGCACCUCCAAGAAGACAAAGACAAAGAUCUAUUUCUGGAUGUAGUGAAGGUGGAAGACAUGGCAGUGACAGUGCAGUUGGUUCAUCUGCUACCCUUUCCGGAGAUCAACCCCCCAGUUCUCCUCCUUCAUGGGCAUCAUCACCACCAGCGAGUCCUGAUAGCGCUGUCACCGCAGUUUCAUAUAUUCCUGACCAGCAAGCUGUUCUUCAACGUGUGCUAUUUACAACUUCUAGUGAAAUUCGAGAAAUAUCGAGAUCAAUGAGUCAAGAAGCACCAAAAGCAACUUUAUCAUCAGCUUAUACUCCAAGUAUAACUAGCAUAGGCAAUGCUGUAUUAAGAUCCAAAACAGCUGACAUAGAGAGGAUGUUACGCAUUUCUAAAGCUGAUAAUAAUCGGCAAAAGAAUAGUGGAUCAUCAUCAUCAACAACAACACCAACAACAUCAUCAACAACUUCUAGUGAUAAUAAAAAAUAUACUAAACGAAGAUAUACCGACUCGAGGCAUCAAACUCGCCAUAUUCCAGAUGCUGAAAGCUUAGUGAAUAAAUCGUCAGCAGUCUCAUCGAGUUCUUCAGUAGUAUCGAAUUCUUCAAGUCAGCGAAGUAGCACAGCUGCAGCAACAGCACCAGUUUGGAAACGUCGAGAAAUCAUUUCCUCAGCACCCAAAGAACAACAACGUUAUUUUUAACAGUUACCUAUUACAAAAUUAACAUGAAAUUCGUGAAUACACUAUAAAAAAAAAUAUUGCUGCAGUAACAAAACAUUUUAUUAUUACAAAUAAAGGCUUUUAACCACACCUCACUUUUAUCAUAAUACAAAAUGUGAUACUGUAGAUGCGCUUAUAACAAUACUUUGUAUAAUUACAACAGCAAUAUUUUUCUUUCAGUGUAAUUUAUCCAUGAAGAAAAGUUCGAAAUUACUAGAUAACCGUCCUUGUACUUUAAUAAUUGAAGAAAUACCUAUAGGUUUGUUGAUCUCUUCGUCAUUGUGACGAACUUUCAAAUUUUAGACUUUUAAGCUAUAAAAUUAUGAAUAAUAGAUCACUAAAAAAAAUACAAUCAAAACAAUCAAUGAACUUUUGGGUUCAUUUAUUACUGUAAAGCAAUAUUUGAAUCUCCUCCAGGUGAGGAGCUAUUUAUUGUGUGCCAAAGAGAUAUCUUUAUCUAAUUAAGUUUUUAAUGCGUAAAAUAAAAAAAAUAAAUAA